AUGGGUUCCAUUGCACAUUUGUCCAAACAUGCCAUCAAACUACAAGGAGCAGGAGGCGCCUGUGCGCAAGGAACCCGACCCUCCCAGCAGGACAAAUAUACUAUAAUCCUUCCGGACCAGAUCCCCAAGACGACCAUCACCGACGACCUGGCCAUCUUCGCGGUCUACGACGGACAUGGCUCCAGGAAAGUCGCCGAGCACGCAAAGAAACACAUCAUGGACCUCCUCUUUGAAGGCGACACGCUACAAGCCGGCCGGUACGAAGACGCCAUCCGACAAGCUAUACGGAAAGAAGAGGGAAUGCUGCUUGACGAAUAUCAGGACGGGGAGGAGAAAUUCGCGAUCGCUGGAUCGACGGCCUCACUGGCGAUUAUCAACCUUACCACGGGCGUGCUGGUGGUAGGGAACCUAGGCGAUUCUCAUAUCGUCCUCGGCGAGUGCGAUAUAACGGGGCAAAUGGAGACUGUGGACCACAAACCUGAUUGUCCGAGAGAGAAGGAGAGGAUUGAGAGGGCUGGGGGGAUGGUCAACUACACCUCGGACACUCCGCGGAUAGGAGCUUUGAAUAUGUCCCGAGCACUCGGAGAUCUGCAGUAUAAAAACCCCCUGAACAAUGAUACUGCAGGCCCAAGCACGGCAGGCCAGGAACUGGCGGCCAUGACGCCGGCGCUUGAACAGGGCAACUUUUUGUCCACGGAACCGUCCGUCACCCGGGUAGAUCUGCGGGAAGAUCGUCGGUAUAUCCUUGCCUUGACCACGGAUGGUGUCACCAACGUGCUGGAAGAUAAUGUCAUCAUCGAUGAAAUCAAGAAGCGGCAUGAAGGGGGACUGGGGGUGCAGCAGGUGGCAGACGGGCUUGUCCGGGAUGUUGCAGAGGGCUUGCGGAGGGAUAAUGCUACAUGUAUUGUGGUGUUUCUUGAUGGAAGUUUGUCUUGA
Molecule: messenger RNA, 936 nt
Organism: Aspergillus thermomutatus
Lineage: Eukaryota; Fungi; Ascomycota; Eurotiomycetes; Eurotiales; Aspergillaceae
Product: PP2C family serine/threonine-protein phosphatase
Exons: 5
Coding region: 1-936 (311 amino acids)
Biological process (GO): protein dephosphorylation
Molecular function (GO): protein serine/threonine phosphatase activity; cation binding
Source: RefSeq, a predicted model, not a curated record